AUGUUCUGUAAUGGUGCCACUAGGUUAGAAGGCAAUCCCGUAUGCUCAAAAGUCAAAGAUACGUACUGUUCAAAUAAGAAGAGCACCAAAUCUACCAUGGUCAUCGCAGUGAUAGUUCCUGUAGUACUUGUAUCCCUCCUAGUAGUGAUGUGCAUACUCUGGAAAUUGUGCUGGAAAGGGAUGUCAGGAGACACUGAGGAUUAUGCUAUGUAUGAAGAGGAGACGCCCCUACAUAUUGACAUCAGACGGUUCACCUACGCAGAGCUAAAGCACAUAACAAACGACUUCAAUUCAAUAGUUGGAAAAGGAGGUUUUGGUACUGUUUAUCAUGGCACAAUGGAAAAUGCUGAUGAAGUGGUGGUAAAGGUGCUUAUGGAGACAUCAAUAGCGGAGUCAACGGAUUUCCUCCCUGAGGUGCAAACCUUGUCCAAAGUUCAUCACAAGAAUCUCGUAACUCUACAAGGAUAUUGCCAGAACAAGUGCCUAGCCCUCAUUUAUGACUUCAUGCCCAGAGGAAAUCUUCAACAGCUUUUAAGAGAAGGAGAAGACUACAGUUUGAAUUGGGAACAGCGACUUCAUAUUGCACUUGAUUCUGCACAAGGACUGGAAUAUCUACACGAGUCAUGCACCCCAUCAAUAGUUCACAGAGAUGUCAAGACCGCUAACAUCCUUCUGGACAAGAACCUGGUGGGGAUCAUAGCUGAUUUUGGGCUUUCACGGGCUUUUAACGAUGCGCACACACACAUAUCUACUGUUGCUGCUGGCACUCUUGGCUACCUUGACCCCGAGUACCAUGCAACUUUCCAGCUCACCACCAAGACAGAUGUUUACAGCUUCGGCAUCGUGCUCUUGGAAAUCAUCACUGGCAAGCCCCCGGUGUUGAUGGACCCUCAAACCUACCACCUACCAAAUUGGGUACGCCAAAAGAUUGCCAAAGGCAGUAUCCAAGAUAUCGUGGACAAGAAGCUGUUGGAUCAGUAUGACACCAGUUCCCUGCAGAGUGUGGUGGACCUUGCCAUGAACUGCGUCGAAAGCGCAGCCAUGGACCGUCCUACCAUGACCGAAGUUGUUUCAAGGCUAAAAGUGUUGCUGCCAACGGUUCCAAGUGAAAAGCAGUAUGCUUCUGCGUCCUCUCGAUGUACGAACUCCAUGGAUGCUGAAAUGCGAAGGCAGUUCCAGUUGCUGAUUUCUGAAGAAAGGAACGAGGAGAGCUCCUUCCGGUCUGGUUAUACCGGUGGGAUGCCAGAAUUAAACCCUCUAUCUGGACGUUGA
Triticum turgidum subsp. durum (durum wheat) is the source of this 1272-nucleotide messenger RNA. The record is from the annotation of a GenBank genome assembly. NCBI's taxonomy places the organism in Eukaryota, Viridiplantae, Streptophyta, Magnoliopsida, Poales, Poaceae.